This is a messenger RNA of Rotaria sp. Silwood2, 366 nucleotides long. The record is from the annotation of a GenBank genome assembly. NCBI's taxonomy places the organism in Eukaryota, Metazoa, Rotifera, Eurotatoria, Philodinida, Philodinidae.
AUGACACACUGGACAUUCUUCAAAUCAAGUGAAAAACUAUGCAAAACGGGAACAAAUGAAUGUCGUCCGGCCUACAGUGGUCAACCAGGCGAAACCGAUCAAACUAAGAAAAACAAAGGUCCUAUACCAGAUGGGGAUUAUACUCUUGGAGAACCGAAGGGCAAGAAAAAAUUUCCUUUGAUACCAGAUACAUCGAAUAAUAUGUACGAUCGUGAUGCCUUUCAAAUUCAUGGAGACAAUGGAAGAGGUGAUAAAUCGGCUAGUAAAGGAUGUAUCGUCACGAAUAAAAGAGAAGAUUUGAAAAAGAAUGAUCGGCUUCACGUCACAAGCAGUGAAAGCAAAGAAGGCACAUGUAUACUCAGUUGA